Molecule: messenger RNA, 1720 nt
Organism: Megalops cyprinoides (Indo-Pacific tarpon)
Lineage: Eukaryota; Metazoa; Chordata; Actinopteri; Elopiformes; Megalopidae
Gene: mapkapk2a
Product: MAPK activated protein kinase 2a
Exons: 10
Coding region: 481-1644 (387 amino acids)
Biological process (GO): protein autophosphorylation; response to cytokine; inflammatory response
Cellular component (GO): nucleus; cytoplasm
Molecular function (GO): calcium-dependent protein serine/threonine kinase activity; mitogen-activated protein kinase binding; calmodulin binding
Source: RefSeq, a predicted model, not a curated record
GGCCUGAAAGUAAGCGACGGUGCGUGUGUCCGACUGUGUUCCGAGUUAUGUCCGUCUUCUUUCUUUCCUCUUUUCAAAACCGCGGCUUCUCUUUUUAACGCGUACACUAAGUUGUCGAAUGACCAAAAGCACCGAGGGUCCAUUCAUUUAACCGGAACGACAGGAAUUGUUUUAUUUUUUUUUCCACGGGCGGGAAGAGGUGACUCGACCCUCGGAAUGGAUAUGAGCUGAUAGCUAACGUUAGCUAAAGAUAGGUAGCUAGCUAGCUAACUUACCUAAGCUAACAGAAAAAAAGAAAGAAUCACAGAUUCGUUGCUCUGUCCCCAGCAUUGUGCUGACGAGCUAGCUAGCGCUAGUUACCUUAAGGAUAACAAACUUAAUAGCAGGCUAACCGAGCCCUCUGUAUAGCUAGUUUACUGAAAGGAUUUAACUUUGACGGAAGACGGCGAAAGCUUUCGGACGGGUGGAAGAGGCGUCACAAUGCUGUCGAACGCACAGAAUCAGCCGGCGUUCCCGAACCAGCAGCAGCAGCAGACUCUCCAGCAGCAGAACCCGGCGCAGUUCGCCCCGUUCCACGGCAAGCCCACGCUGCAGAUCAAGAAGAACGCCAUAACGGACGAUUAUAAGGUCACAAGUCAAGUGCUUGGUCUGGGCAUUAAUGGCAAGGUUUUGGAAAUCUUUCAGAAGAGAGACGGGGAGAAGUACGCUUUGAAGAUGCUGCAGGACUGUCCCAAGGCGCGGCGGGAGGUGGAGCUCCACUGGCGGGCCUCGCCCUGCGCCCACAUCGUGCGCAUCGUGGACGUCUACGAGAACCUCUACCAGGGCAGGAAGUGCCUGCUCAUCGUGAUGGAGUGCAUGGACGGGGGAGAACUAUUCAGCCGCAUCCAGGACCGGGGGGACCAGGCCUUCACUGAAAGAGAGGCCUCAGAUAUCAUGAAGAGUAUAGGGGAGGCCAUACAGUACUUACAUGCCAUCAACAUCGCACACAGGGAUGUCAAGCCAGAAAACCUGCUAUAUACCUCCAAAAGGCCCAAUGCAAUCCUCAAACUGACAGACUUUGGGUUUGCCAAAGAAACCACAACACACAACUCCCUUGCCACACCCUGCUAUACUCCAUACUACGUGGCUCCAGAGGUUCUUGGUCCGGAGAAGUAUGACAAGUCCUGCGACAUGUGGUCCUUGGGAGUCAUCAUGUAUAUCCUGCUCUGCGGAUACCCACCGUUCUAUUCCAACCACGGUCUGGCCAUUUCUCCUGGGAUGAAGAAGCGGAUCCGCAUGGGGCAGUACGAGUUUCCCAACCCAGAGUGGUCAGACGUCUCGGAGGAAGCUAAGCAGCUGAUCCGCACCCUCCUGAAGACAGAGCCCACGCAGCGGAUGACCAUAACGGAGUUCAUGAAUCACCCCUGGAUCAAUCAGUCAAUGGAAGUUCCCCAGACCCCCCUCCACACCAGCCGCGUUCUGAAGGAGGAGCAGGACACCUGGGAGGAUGUCAAGGAGGAAAUGACCAGUGCCCUUGCCACCAUGAGGGUGGACUAUGAGCAAAUCAAAAUCAAGACCAUCGAGGAUUCCUCCAAUCCGCUGUUGAUGAAGAGGAGGAAGAAGGCGAACAACACAGCGGCAGACACACAGACGCCGGCCACCUGAGAGACGCACCUGCCCAUGCUGCACACUCUCGGACGCACACACACAAAAGCGCGGUGCAAAGGAAGCAAUAACCUUC